AGGGAAAGAGAAAAGGAAAAGAAAAAAAAAAAAAAAGAGAUAUCAAAAAGAAAAGAGAUGGGAAGAGCUCCUUGUUGUGACAAAGCAAAUGUGAAGAAAGGGCCAUGGUCACCUGAAGAGGAUUCUAAACUCAAACAUCACAUUGAAACUUAUGGAACUGGUGGCAAUUGGAUUUCCCUUCCUCAAAAAGCUGGUCUUAGAAGAUGUGGGAAGAGUUGUAGAUUGAGAUGGCUUAAUUAUCUUAGACCCAACAUUAAGCAUGGUGAAUUUUCAGCCGAGGAAGACACAGUCAUUUGUACUCUAUUUGCCACUAUUGGAAGCCGAUGGUCAAUUAUUGCUGCUCAAUUGCCGGGAAGGACCGACAACGAUAUAAAGAACUAUUGGAAUACGAAGUUGAAGAAGAAACUUAUGAUGGGGAUGGUAUCAUCUUCUUCUACUACCAAUACUACUCAUUAUGCUCCACAAGCAGAGAUUGUUAAAACGAUUGAAACUUUGUCACCAAAACCCCAUCAAAAUCCCUCCUUUGAUUAUCAACCACUCUCCAAUAAUAGUUAUGAACCACUAGGAUCUGCUAAUUAUUCAAUCCCAUUAUUCAACUACUGUAAUAACCCAAUUAGUAGCUGUUUGGUAACCAACCCUUUUGACCAAAAUAAUAGUUUCUAUGAAACCCUAAAACCAAACCAAGUGGGGUUUGAGUUUGAUGAAUUAGAAUAUGGUGGGUUAAACUCGGUUAGUUUCAACAAUGGGUUAUUGUUUGAUGAGAAGAUGAAGAUGAUGCAGCAAAACAACAAUGGGAAUGAAGGGUAUAAUGGUAAUUAUGUUGAGGGAAAUGCAAUGAUGAAGGAAGAGGAAGAGAUGAUGGAGCAAAAAAGAGAAGAAGAAGCAAAGAGAAGUACAAAGUGAUGGAGGGAGUUUUGAGAUUCUGACAACUGACUGUUAAGUGUAAAAUCAAGAAAGAUUUGAUGGGGUAUGGGAGGAACUGCCACAAAUAUAUCACACCAAAUUACUUUCAAUAUUUAUUGGGUUUUGUAUGUUCUUAUGUUUUUUUUUUCUUUUGGUGAUGUAAAUUGGUAAUUGGGAUGAAAUGAAAUGGUCUGUUUAAUUU
Cucumis melo (muskmelon) is the source of this 1105-nucleotide messenger RNA. RefSeq names its product transcription factor RAX1-like. The transcript has 3 exons. The record is from RefSeq and is a predicted model, not a curated record. Lineage: Eukaryota; Viridiplantae; Streptophyta; Magnoliopsida; Cucurbitales; Cucurbitaceae. Bases 58 to 903 code for a protein of 281 amino acids.